AUGGGUAAUACAGUCUCUAGCGCUACGCCGCGAAGUGCGAGUGCCGGAAUUGAUAGUUAUGUCAGUGAAUUAUCGGACGUCAGAUACGAGAAGAGCUUGGGAAGUGGUCAUUUUAUGAAGACGAUAAGAUGCAAACACCGUGAAGGUCUCGUUGUUGUCAAGAUUUUUAUAAAACCUGAUGCCGGCAUCUCCUUGCGAAAGUACGUCCAAGAACUAAAAGCGGAGCGUGAUAUUCUUCUCGACAUCCCGAAUGCUUUCCCCUAUCAAAGGAUCAUCGAGACGGAUCGAGCGGCGUAUAUGAUUAGGCAGCACCUUUACAGCAACUUAUAUGACCGUAUAAGUACUCGUCCAUUCUUGGCUUCAAUUGAGAAAAAGUGGAUAGCGUACCAGAUAUUGACAGGAUUGGCAGCGGCCCAUGCUCAACAUAUCUAUCACGGCGACAUCAAAACCGAAAACAUUCUGGUUACCAGCUGGAAUUGGGCAUAUUUGACCGACUUUAGCAGCUUCAAGCCAACUUUCCUUCCCGAGGAUAACCCAGCAGAUUUCUCAUUCUUCUUCGAUACGUCCUCGCGCCGUGUGUGUUAUCUUGCUCCGGAACGCUUCUAUGCACCAGGAGAGACGUUGUUUAGCGACAAGGAUGGGAGCUUGUGUGAAUCCAUGGAUAUCUUUUCGUUAGGAUGUACCAUCGCAGAGCUCUUUUUAGAGGGAACCCCACUGUUCUCCCUUUCUCAGCUGCUACGUUACCGAAGUGGGGAUUACGAUCCCUCACCGGAACUGGAGAGGAUUGAUGACCUUCAUAUAAGAAACAUGAUAAAACACAUGAUUCAGCUGGAUCCAGCUAAUAGGAAGACAGCCGAGACGUAUCUUGCUGAGUGGGCUGGGAAAGCUUUUCCUGAGUACUUCUACACAUUUCUUCACAACUAUGUUGCCUCGUUGGGAGACGCAACAGUAUCAGCUAAUCCCCUGGCAGACAGAAAAAUCGAACGCAUUUACCACGACUUUGACAAAAUUGCCGUCGCUUUGGAAAUCAUGAACGAAUCCACUCAAGACGAAGUAAGCGAACUGCCAGAGCGGGAGAGUCCUUCUGGACGAGCUGUAUUGUCCGGGCAUGUGGGUGAUGGCUGUUUGAUCUUCACCACAAUAAUCUGCUCUGCCUUGCGCAACGUAGGGCAACCGUCUUCCAAGCUUUUCGCCCUUGAUUUGCUACUUGCACUAGCAGUGCAUCUCUCCGACGAGCCGCGACUGGACCGUCUUGUACCUUACAUUGUAGCCCUUCUCGAUGACGAUUGUGGCUAUGUGAGAGCAACUGCAGUGACAACGUUAACGCAACUGUUAAACAUGAUAGAGCGUAUUACUCCUCCAGAUGCGAAUAUUUUCCCAGAGUACAUUCUUCCUAGCCUGCGAAGGUUUUCGAGUGAUCCAGAUGCAUUUGUCCGGGCCAAAUAUGCCCAAUGUGUCCCAGCUAUAGCGGAAACGGCGCUGCGCUUCCUUGAAUUGUCCCAGCUGCUCCGGGAUAACAGUCAUUCCGAACUCGAAGCUGAUGGCGACCCAUACCAGCAGAUCACAUAUGAUUCCGGUCUGCGAGAUCUGCAAGAGAUUAUACAGGAGGAGGUUAUCACUCUACUUAUCGAUCCCGAUCCUCUCGUCAAAAGAACCUUACUAUCGGAAAUGGCCCGCUUAUGCAUCAUUUUCGGGAGACAGAAGGCCAAUGAUGUUCUCCUCUCACAUAUGAUUACCUACUUAAACGACACCGAUUGGCAGCUCCGCAGUGCUUUUUUUGAGAGCAUCGUGGGUGUCGGUACCUUCGUUGGUGGGCGAAGUUUAGAGGAAUAUAUCUUGCCUCUGAUGGUGCAGGCGCUGACAGAUGCUGAGGAAUUUGUGAUCGAGAAAGUCCUUAACGCUUUAACAUCGUUGGCAGAGCUAGGUCUCUUGCAGAAGACAAAGUUGAAAGAGUUAGCAGGCACCGUUGUCCCUCUAGUCUGCCAUCCGAAUACAUGGAUCCGCUUUGGAGCUAUUGCAUUUAUCUCGUGCGCCGCACGCCUUUUGCCGCAAAUCGAUGUCCGGUGUAUCUUAUAUCCCAUCAUCAGUCCUUUUUUGAAGACUGACAUCGCAGACAUCACCGAAGUCAAUCUGUUGGAGAGUUUGAAAAAUCCGAUUAGUAGGGUACUCUAUGAUCAGACGCUGGCGUUUGCAUCAAAAGCUGCUGCAGCCGGGGAUCGAGAACGCGUCUUAUCGGGUGGUAGCUAUCGAGGAAUGGAAUACAACAGGCCUCUACAUGGUGUCGUCGAUGUUGCCAGUCCGACGGAAAGAGGAAAAGUCAGCCAGGGUCCAGAAAGCAAUGAGCUUCUGCAGCGACUGAGGGAACUCGGAAUGACUGACGAAGAUAAGGAAAAGCUCUUUGCAAUGAAAUAUUACAUUUCGAAAGCAACGCAGUCGCGUCUGAGAAAGUCUGCAGCGGAUAUGCAGUAUCAAUGGGCAUAUCCUGAUGAAUUGGAGGGAAAGUCUGAUCUGGUAGCCCUCAAAAACUUUGGAAUCACCCCACACACAUUGUUCCUUUCUCCAAACGAAGACUUCCGGCCCAGCUUCCUGGUUUCUGACGCUGUUCUGCCGAAUGCACCGUGGAUGUCACGCGCACCCUCCGACUCGAAUGUUUCCCAAGUAUUCGAUCCCACUCGCAGCUUGUCUCCUGUAUCUGCAUCCGUAAAACAGCUCAGAAGUCCGACGCAUCGAAGAAAUGCCUCCGACACGUCGCUUAUGCAACACCUGAACGUUAGGGCACGUUCACCGGCGAUGGGGGAGCCUUAUGCAACUUCGCCCACCUCGUUAAUGUCAGAACGCCUCAGCGAGACGGGGACUGACGCUACAUCCACUACCGUCAGCUCUGCACCUAUGCCCCGAAGCGCUUCAGCCAAUGUUCUAGUGCCCUUAUCCAGGACCAAGCACCCUUCUGUAGGUGGAGGAGGUCUCGAUAGCUUGUUGGCAGUGCCGGGAAGAGCUUCACCAAUGGUGUCUGCGCCGCAUAAUCGCAAAAGGAGAGGUCAUUCACGAACAGGAAGUGAUGCUAGCAGCAUAGUAACCUCAACAACCAACGACGAUGCAGCCAGUGUAUCGGACCGUGUGUCUCUUAUGACGGCUGGCGAUGGUCACCCUGGACUAAGCACUAGAAGUGGGAUGAUGGGGAAUAGCUUUGAGGGCAAAGACAAGUAUAUUCGACGGCUAGUGGCCAAGAAAGUACGAGAAUACUUUCCUCCUCCUAUUCCAGAGCUAGGACCAAAGGUUUCUAUACGAACUGCCGCUAAUGCACCUGCCCAGCGGCCACGUCGUGCGAAAGGAAGUUCGACUCUCAGUCACGACUGGAGUGGCUGGCGCCCGGAAGGGAUUUUGGUUGCUCACCUUGCUGAACACCGCGAACCUAUAAAUUGUUUGCGAAUCUCGGCGGACAACACCUUUUUCGUCACUUGCUCCGACGAUAAGACUGUCAAAGUUUGGGAUACCGCGCGAUUAGAGAAGAACGUAACAAAUCGGGCGAGAUUGACAUACACGGGACAUGAGGGCAAGGUCAAGGCGCUGACUUUCUGUGAAAACACACAUAGCGUUGCCUCCGCGUCAGAAGAUGGGGCCAUCCAUGUUUGCAGGGUGGAAUGUGUCAACAGGGGCGGCGCUUGGCGGUAUAUCGGAUACCACCCUGUUCGCACCAUGCACCUUGAAAACGAUUAUGUGGAACUUCUAGAACACUAUGAUACCGAAACACAUUCCGUUCUCGUUUACGUUACGGCAAAGGGCAAGCUUUGUGGCAUCGACCUGCGAACCAUGACUGAAGUCUGGUCUUUCGACUGUCCUCCCCAACAUGGCAAAGUUACAGCCAUGGUGCUCGAUAAACAGAAGAUUUUCUUGAUUACGGGAACCCACCGCGGAGUGUUUACGCUUUGGGACUUGCGAUUCAAACUACAGGUGAAAGUUUGGGCGCACCCUUCUCGAAAACCGAUCCAUCGGAUGGGAAUAUGGGGUGGCUCUGAAGGUCUGUUCAUUACCGUAGCGGUUGACGGACCCACACAGGAAGUUUCAGUGUGGAAUGUGGAUUCUAGUGAAUGCCAGCAGGUGUGGUGUGUGGUCGCGGCGGGUCCGCAUGGAACCGACAUAGAGGAGGAAAUGAAUAAAGUGUAUGGUGCCGGCUUAAAGGCUGUGCAUCCACCGGACCUUGAUGAUUUCAUCGGAACCAAGCCUAGCACGACAUCAGAUACCACACCGAUAUCCGCAAGUGCUAAUACCAGCGUAUUUACUUUCCUGACCUUCCCGGACGCACCUUACAUGCUGACUGCUGGCACUGACCGGAAAGUGCGUCUAUGGUCCUUUACCGAUAUUGAAGCGUCGUAUGUCGUAACUGGGCUGGAGCCGGAUGACGCUCCCCCGCGAUACAGCUCACACCAAUUCGGAGAUAUUCAGUUUCACUUUGAAUAUACGCCAACACACCACUUUACGCCAACAACUUCCUCCGUUGUCUCUGGAAGCGCAAGCACGUCCGCCUCACGUUCUGUGUCGUCUCCGAGACUUUUACGGACCGCCAGUAGCUCUCAACAGGCACGCACCACAAAUACGGGCUCUGGUGUUGGAAUGGUAGCAAGCCCAACGUUAGUCCGCCAUCGAGACGCAAUUGUGGAUGCGGCCAGAACGGUUCUACCGUUUCCCAUGCUCAUAACGGCGGGUAGGGAUGGUGUGGUGAAGGUUUGGAAAUAG
Messenger RNA from Spizellomyces punctatus DAOM BR117, 4734 nucleotides. RefSeq names its product VPS15 protein kinase. Lineage: Eukaryota; Fungi; Chytridiomycota; Chytridiomycetes; Spizellomycetales; Spizellomycetaceae. Gene Ontology annotation, molecular function: protein serine/threonine kinase activity; ATP binding; protein binding. The transcript has 28 exons. Bases 1 to 4734 code for a protein of 1577 amino acids. The record is from RefSeq and is a predicted model, not a curated record. Gene Ontology annotation, biological process: protein phosphorylation; macroautophagy; autophagy of peroxisome. Gene Ontology annotation, cellular component: phosphatidylinositol 3-kinase complex, class III, type II; phosphatidylinositol 3-kinase complex, class III, type I; late endosome.